This is a messenger RNA of Colias croceus (clouded yellow), 1805 nucleotides long. Its product is annotated as intracellular protein transport protein USO1-like. The transcript is spliced from 11 exons. The record is from RefSeq and is a predicted model, not a curated record. Lineage: Eukaryota; Metazoa; Arthropoda; Insecta; Lepidoptera; Pieridae. Bases 140 to 1648 code for a protein of 502 amino acids.
CGUUGCUAAGCAACGAACUUGACAAACAAACCCGGGAAAUGUGAAUUCAUAAAUAAAUUUUUUGGUUAUUAUUUGAUUAGCAGAUAUUUUUAACUAAAGAAUAUAUACCUAUUCUAAUUAUGAAUAUAUUUUAUUCGAUAUGGAAAGUAACACAGUCGAGACAUUACAAUCAGAAUUGGAUUUCUAUAGACAAAACCAAUCAGUAGUAGAACAAGAAAUACGAAAGCUUAUAACUGAUAACCAAAAGCUCUCUCAACAAGUGGGGUCUCUUCUGAAGGAAAAACUAGAAUGUACACAGCAAUGCUAUGACAACGAUCUGAGUAGAGAAGUGGAAGAAUUGAAAAGACAAAUAGCGCUACUUACUAAGGAACGGGAUUCACUGCAUGUAUUAUGGCAAACGUCUCAAAAAACCAUAGAAGCAUUGGACACAGAACUGAAGACAUACCAACAUUAUGAUAACCGAUUGGGGAAACAGAACAUCAACGAUGAAAAUCGAGAUUUGGAAUUGAAAUUAGAAACAGCACUAGCUGACUACGUUGAAUUGGAAUCAAAUUACAAAAAAGUUAAUUCGGAAAGAAAUUUUCUUGAAACUGAAUUAAAAAACAAAGAAAAAGAAAUUAACACUUAUAAAGAUAAAUAUAGAACCUUAGAAAAUACGUUAGAAGGUCAAAGCAAAACGCUAGAAGAGUUUAAAAUAAAUUCAAUAGCUGAAAGGAAAACCAAUGAGGAUAUAAGAAAUCAACUUGCAACUUGUCAAAAAAAUUGUUUCGAACAUGUGAAAAAGGAAGCAGAAGCGAAAUCAAAGGUAGCAGAAGCUCUACAACUUUUCGAUACUGUAAACGUUCAAAAGAAUGAAGCAAUGAAAAAGGUCUCGGAAUUAACAGAGGAAUUAACAAAGGUUAAACAAGCAUUGACAUCAGUAAAGCGAGAUGUGGAAAUGAAUUACAAAACAGAAUUAGAUGAAAUCAAAGAUAAAUAUAACGAAAAAGUAUCAGAUAUGUUGGAACAUGUAAGGAAUUUAGAUACGGAGUUGGUCGAAAAAGGAUUAUUGCUAAAUAAGGCUUUACGGGAAAUUAAAAUACUUCAAGCAGCCAACGAAAACAUCAUAGAGCAACAGAAUGAGAAUGCCAAAACAAUAGAUCCAAAGCUGGCAGUGGCAGAGCAAAAACUUGACGCAGUUUUCCAAGAAUUGGUAACUUCAGAGCGGCGGAAUAUACAGUUGGUUUGUGAAAAGCAGGGUUUAGCGAUGGAUAUACAAAGGAUCCAAGACGCGUACGCGAGGGAAACCAAACGAAGGGAUUGGGAGGAGAAAUUGUUGAAGACGCAAUGUUCGGAACUAAAGCUACAAGUGGAACACCUACAAAAAUCUCUAAACGAAACACACGAGAUGGUGAAUAAGUUGCAAAAUAUGAUGUCAUCCCGAACGGAACUUAGCGAAAAAUUGGUAUCGUCAAAAGAAGAAGAAUUGAUGGAAUUAAAUAAACAUUUAGAGAAUCAAAUGGAACUUAACAAAAAAUGGAGAGAGUCCUAUGUGGACAUGAAUGAAAAACUAAAGAAAAAGUUAGAAGCUUUGUAUAAAGAAAAUAAAGAUUUGCGUGCACAACUAAACUUGCCACACAGUAGCUCCACAGACAGUAUUGUUAGUUGAUAAAUAUUUUUAAUCUGUUAUAUUUCUCUGUUAUUCUAUGUGUCAUGUAAACCAUAGACAAUAAUCUUCAAAUGAUGGAAAUAAUAUAUAAAAAAAGCAUUACCAUUACCCAAAGUUCCUCACUAAAUCUUAAUUUAUUUUACAUAGCAACAUUAUU